UGCCAGGAUGGUCACACGGGAAGGGGAGUGAGGAACCUCGACAGAAAGAUCAUUCCAAAUAAUCUGAAAUGCAGACUUAAAAAUGUGCGAUGUGGAUUGAGAAAUCGCAAAUGUUAUGUGCGUUCGUGAGUGGAUCGUUCAGGUCUAUGAUCUGGCAAUAUAACUGCAAAAUAAGACAAGUCCUUACGGAAAAGUGUUUUUGACAGAUUACCACCUCAUCAAACGAUUUGUUUACCAAAUCUCGAGCCAUCUCUGCCUCCUGUUAUUUUUGACAACUUAGGCAAUGUAUACCUGCCUUUAACCUGAAAGCAUGGACACCUCACAGUCAGCAGGGAUGUCUGAAGAAGAUAGAAAAAAGAUAGAAGAAAUUGGCAAGAUGACUGCCCUUUCCCAGGAGGAGAUAUUCUGUAAUACCAAGACCAUUAUUCAGGGCCUUGACACACUGAAGAAUGAGCACCAUCAGAUACUCAAUGGGCUUCUUUCCUCCAUGAAGACCAUCAAACGGGAGAAUGGAGAUACCAAUCUAAUGGAGGAGAAGACAAACAGACUGAAGAAGUCACUGGAAACAAUAGAACUGGGGCUUAGUGAAGCUCAGGUAAUGAUGGCACUUUCUAAUCAUUUACAACAUGUGGAAGCAGAAAAACAAAAACUCCGAGCACAAGUAAGAAGGCUGUGCCAGGAAAACGCUUGGCUUAGAGACGAACUAGCAAACACUCAGCAAAAACUACAAAUGAGUGAACAGAAAGUAGCCACAAUAGAAGAGGAGAAGAAACAUUUGGAAUUCAUGAAUGAAAUGAAAAAAUAUGAUUCAUCUGAUCCCCAGCAAACUAGUGUGUCUUUACCACGCUCAGCUGGAGGGGUUGGCUCAGUGCACCAAUCAACAGAAGAAAAAGAACAGGACCAGUCCACACAGUCACUAGAACUUGGCUUUCCUGAUGAUGAUGAAGAUUCCCCUCAACCUGAAGUUCUUUCCCCCUCCCAACCCAGUGCAAUGGCUCAGGCCGCCAGUGGGGGUUAUGAAAUCCCCGCACGGUUACGCACUCUCCAUAAUCUAGUCAUACAGUAUGCGUCCCAAGGCCGAUAUGAGGUGGCAGUGCCGCUCUGUAAACAGGCCCUUGAAGACUUGGAAAAGACCAGUGGCCACGAUCAUCCAGAUGUAGCCACAAUGUUAAAUAUACUAGCACUUGUAUACAGAGACCAAGGAAAAUACAAAGAGGCGGCAAACCUACUGAAUGAUGCCUUAGGCAUUCGAGAGAAAACCCUGGGAUAUGACCACCCUGCAGUAGCAGCCACAUUGAACAACUUAGCUGUAUUAUAUGGAAAACGAGGCAAAUACAAAGAGGCGGAACCCCUGUGUAAAAGGGCACUGGAAAUUAGGGAAAAGGUACUUGGAAAAGACCAUCCAGAUGUAGCCAAGCAACUUAAUAACUUAGCUCUACUGUGUCAAAAUCAGGGCAAAUAUGAAGAGGUGGAACACUAUUAUAGAAGAGCAUUAGAUAUAUAUCUGAAACGCCUUGGUACAGAUGAUCCCAAUGUAGCCAAAACCAAAAAUAAUCUGGCAUCGGCAUACUUAAAACAAGGAAAAUACAAACAGGCCGAAGCUUUAUAUAAGGAGGUCCUCACCAGAGCACAUGAAAAAGAGUUUGGUAAAGUUGAUGGAGAGAACAAACCUAUCUGGAUGCAGGCAGAGGAGAGAGAGGAAAAUAAGGUGAAAAAGGGUAAAUACAAAGAUGGAACCCCUAUGCCUGAGUACGGAGGUUGGCACAAAGCUGCCAAAGUAGACAGCCCCACGGUGACGACUACCCUGAAGAAUCUUGGUGCGCUCUAUAGGAGGCAGGGAAAGUACGAGGCCGCUGAGACACUAGAGGAGUGUGCCAUGAGGUCCAAGAGAAAUGCUCUGGAUGUAGUUAAACAGACCAAAAUUGCCGAAGUUCUAGGCAGUGACUAUAAGGAACACCCACCAAACAAUCAGGUCCAGGGGUAUAGACGUCGCUCUAACAGCAGGGACCGAAUUCCCCGUCGGGACCCCGUGGAUAGCAUUGAUAAUGGUGAUGGUGAAGAUGGGAAAUUAAAGCGCAGUGGCUCAUUUUCCAAACUGAGAGCUUCCAUAAGACGAAGCAGUGCUAAAUUGGUGCAGAAAUUGAAAGGAAAAGGUCCAGGGGAAGAAAAUUCCGGCAGUUGGUAUGACACACCCAUACCCCAUUACUGGAAUUCGUCCGGGUCAAGUAUGAAAAGGGCAAGCUCCUUGUCGGUUCUCAACAACUUAAACAGUAGCAGGGAUGAUAAACUGAGUGAAAGUCGGCGAUCCUAUGGUGACUUAAGUACGCGUGGACGGACAGCCAGCUCAGACCAGCUGACGAGUCGACCCUUUUGAUGUUAAUCGUGAUUAAAUAACACUUAAAAACAAUGUACAGUGCAUCCUCCAUCUCAUCAUUGUCAGCAAACGUGUCAUCCUCAUCGCACACACUGGUCUCGUUGGCUUCAAGGCUUAUUGGUUUUGUCGCCGUCGCAGUUGUCUUCUCUUGCCGUGCUGUUUGUACUACUCUUGUGACAUCUGUACACAGGCUUUUACAAUGUAUAUCUUCCUUACAUUGUAUAGAACACAGUUCAGUGUUAAACAUUGUAUUACAAUAGUGAUACAACGUCUGUAGAAAGAAUACAGUAUGAAACAUGUAUUUAUUAUAGCACAUUUUAACAUCUAUCAUACUGACCACGGUAAAAUUGAUACUUAGUACUACAUGUAGCAAAAAUUGAUACUUUGUUCUACAGUGUUGGUGCAUCUCUAUAACACUUUGUUUUCUCUAGUAUUAUAUAUACUCGUUUCUUAAAUCACAAUAAACAAUUAUAUAACUGUAUAUCAGGGUAUUAUAACUAAUCUGGUAAUACUGGUAUAUUACUGUCUGCAUUAGGUUGUCUUUUACUUGUGCAUGGAUGACAAAUAUAAUGUUUAUUGUGUUGAGGUCAGACAGACAGAUACACAUGCACUUGUAGACACCCAGAAAUGCUGUACUGGGCUAUAAUAGUGUGUUAACAAAAAACUAAGAAAUUACAUUCCGAACAAUGAUAUAUAACUAUGGUAUACAUAAUCAAGGUUUACCCAAAGAAAGAUUGAAUCCAUUUUAAAAUUUAUUCAGUGUGGGGUGGUUAAAAAGAAAGUUAUUUAUUCUUUUUGAAUUUAUUUCAUUUAACUUUGAUUUUAGUAAAUUUUAUUUAAAGCCAUCUUGUUGAACUUGAGUACGUAGGUAUCACAUAAUGGUGAAAUUAUUUUAAAAUUUUCACCAAAUAGCACAGUGACCUUUCCUCAGUACCAACAUGAAGCUGUCCUGACUCAGAAACUUGUAUUAGUAAUUUUGUUUCUUUUUAAUUAAUGAAUUGAUUAUGAUUGGUUCACUGGUGUGAGGGAAUAAAUACUUGCAUGCCUUAAACAUUAUGUUGUGUGCAAUAAAAUAUAAAUGCGGAUAUUUUGAGUGAAAAAGAAGUUUGAACAAACCACGUUGUAAUACAGCUCCUCCAGUAAUCACCUGUGAAUUAAACUUUUAAGAGAAAUAUACUAAUAAACCAAACUGAUAGUAUUUAAUUUGAUUUAGAGUUUUAACAAUGAACAUGUUGUGGUCUGAGUCAGGACACAGGUGAAAUGUGGAGGCUCGGUCACUGGGCACCUAAAAAACAGAGUUCUUUUGUUGAAAUUAUGAAAGACACUGCAGGAAAUUUACCAAGUGCUUAUUAGAUAUGUAUGUAUCUCGUUAGUGUUGCCACACUCAGACAGUGUGUUCUACAGUAGAUUUGUGAUGACUGAUGCUUUAAUUCAUCUUUACGUUAGUGCAAUACAAGUGUGACAUUAACAGCCCGUGGCUGUUUCAUCUGUAGUAAAUCUGGACCAGUCGGUCAGGGAUGAGUUAGGACUCCCAUAGUAACACACUCGUAGGCCUCUAACUAGGCUGUCUCGUCCACCAGUCUCCAGACAAGUACCAACAACUUGUGUAGAAGUCAUGAGAUGUAUGGUAUCAAUUCAGUACUUUGUUAUCGUUGAUGUAUUCAGUAUGACUUCCACCACAAAUCAAGGUUAUUGAUGAAAUGUAAUUCCUGUAACAGUAUGAGGAAAUGUUGAUCCUUAUUAUACUUGACAUUUUGUAUGGCUUUUUGAAAGAUUAUGACAGGAUUUGUUUUGUUAUUUAUAUUUAAAGGCUGCUUCGAGUAGAUUAUUCUUCAGGAAUUGGUAUUUGUUUGUCUUUAUAAAGGCUGUUAUCAUAUGUCACUUCAUCAUCUACCUAGAUUAUCUUAAUCACUUGAUCAGUGAAAAGCUCCCUGGUCCUUUACUUCAAAACUAUGUGUAUUCCUUAAAACAGGCAGGUUUGGAGACACUGAUGAGUAUUAUGAUUACAUGAAAGUAUGUCAUGUUAGUUUUACCAGAAAUGAUUUUAUCAGGAUUUUAAAAUUGUUGUUUAACUGUGAUGAGCCUAAUCACCUUGAACAACUGGGUGCUGGAGAUAACUUAAAAAUCUUACCCUUGGAUUCCAACCUAGAUCCACUUUGGUCACCUCACUCUUCAUUUUUCAUUUUUCAUUGAUACUUAAAAUACAUGGAAGAACAAAAAGGUUUUUUUUUUUUUUGUUGGGGAGGGGCGGGAGGGGGAUUUGUUGUUUUGUUGUCAUGGUGACUUGGAGGGAACUUUUUCUUGCAGUGUGAUACUUACUGUUUGAAGAUGAAUGAAUUAUAUAGAAGAUUCUUUAAUUAAAAUUAAAUAUGCCCAUGACAUGAUUAUUUAAACAGAAGUCUGUAUAGGUAAACAUAGAAGAUGGUUUACUAUCCUCUGAAUCUUCUCAUUAGUCUAAAUGUUCAUUGCUCUUAAGAUUCUAAUAUUCACAGGAUCAGUUUUCAUGUUCAAUAUUGCAAUAUAUGGAUUGGAAGGCUAUGUUAAACUUGGAGGUUUUGAAUGCAUGCGAUAAAAUAUACCAAUCUGAGACGGUAAGGUAGAAGUUGUCUGCCCUUGUUGCAUAGCUAUACAGUAGAAUGUAUUAAUGAGACGUAUAAAGGGUCACAACUCUAUUCAUUAUGAUGCGGUAGUUCACGCUCAGGCUUAAGAUUAGUUGUAAGUGCGAGUGUCUGAUCACAAAGAAUGUAUGAGUGGGUGGAAUUAUAUACAAUUUAAUGCAAAUAUUAUAAUCUUUGUGUAUGUUUUGUUAUGGAAGUUGUAACAUAAAAUGCUGGUGAUUUUUGUCAUUGUGAUAAUUAUAGUAUUCCUUUUCAAGGAAAGAACAAAUAGAAACUGAAUUCCUUGAUGAAGAGAAAAUGUUGAUCAUUGCUUUGGUGUCUUGUUAUUUUGUGCAGUAUAAUCUAAAUGAUGUGCUUUGGAAAUCUGAAGCUGUUGUAAGAGCUUCAAAAUAAAACCUGUAGUGUGUAUCUCACCUCGCCUUUUUUCAUUAUUUUGUUGUGGGGUUUACCUUAAUCCUAAUUAAUGAUGUUUAGUUUUGAUCUCAUCUUUUAAAUUAUACCUUGGUUUUAUCAAUAUUUUGUACUACACCUAAACUGGGGCUCGUAAGCAUUGAAAGAAGUUAAAAUUCACACUACUAAAAAAACAGUUUAUUUUCUGUUGGUCAACACAUAUUGUCGGGUUUCUUAGUAGUCCUAGAGAUACGAUUCAAAGUUAAAGGUACAGCUAUAUAUGUUGGACGUAAUUUGACAACCAUACAAUGUUUGUAUAUAGUUUUACACUGCAUCUAAUGCAAUAUAUAUGUGUAGCCUUUACGAGGUGGUAAUGUAUGCAAUAUCACAUAUCUAUGAUAAACCUGUAGGUUCUAAUCCCAUCUAAACAUACCAAUAUAUAUCAGACUAAGUAAAACAUUUAUAUUGGUACCAAUUAAAUUCACAUAAAAGAAAUAUGCAUGUAGUUAAACUAUGAUAUUUAAAAGAGGGAAAACAAAAAUGGCAUACAUUGACACUGUUUGUCGAGUGUUCAUCAGUUGUGAAUAGAACCGGCUGCUACACUGCAUGUUCACUGAUCUAGCUUCCCACAGUGUUUUUUAAUUCUUAUUAUGAUAACCGAUUUGAUUGGUUGUAUGCUUGUAAAUACUACCACCAUUUGAAUGGGUUGCUAUUUUUGUUGAUGGUAUGAUUGAGUUGUUUGUAAGUUUCAGUUGCCGGCUUUCUACCUCUGUGUAUUAAUGAAUGGAAUACAAACAAUUCUAGCCAGUCUUUUUUGUCACCAACUGCCAAUCAUAGCUGUGUGUAUGGUUGAAUGGAAAACACACAAUUCCAUGAUUAAUUUAUUAAACUACAUUUGGUCAUA
Molecule: messenger RNA, 6286 nt
Organism: Pecten maximus
Lineage: Eukaryota; Metazoa; Mollusca; Bivalvia; Pectinida; Pectinidae
Product: kinesin light chain-like
Exons: 21
Coding region: 311-2374 (687 amino acids)
Biological process (GO): microtubule-based movement
Cellular component (GO): cytoplasm; kinesin complex; membrane-bounded organelle
Molecular function (GO): kinesin binding
Source: RefSeq, a predicted model, not a curated record